AUGUUGGAAUUUAGAACACCACAACACCCAUCAUUAGGCACCAACUACUGGGGUGGUGCAUCUCCUAUGUUAGCUAGAGACAUACCCAAAGAAUCCUUGGAACAAAAGUACCUCAGAUUCAACAGCAUCAGGACACACGAUGAAAUCUUUCCUCCUGUGUUCAUACACUUGCCUCAAAACCCUAAACCAAGCAGGAAGGGACCCUUGUUAAAGCUGAUAUGGCCAGAUAAAAAGUCAACCAUGAAGAAGAAGAAAAGAUGGUUGCCUAAGCUUGACCCAAAGAGAAGAUGGCCUCAAGGUUGGUGA
Lactuca virosa is the source of this 306-nucleotide messenger RNA. NCBI's taxonomy places the organism in Eukaryota, Viridiplantae, Streptophyta, Magnoliopsida, Asterales, Asteraceae. The record is from the annotation of a GenBank genome assembly.